CUUGAAACCAUCAAAGGGACCCAGGAGGCGCAUCAUCACCUAUGCGGCCGACCCCAUUCACAGCACAGGCUGCAAGUGAGGCUUAAGAGAUGGGAAGUGCCCUAAGCGAGGUUAAACAGCUAGUCAGCAGCAGACACGGCACUAGAACCUAAGCCUGCUGUCCCAGCUUCGGUGCCCGUGCCCACAGCGGAAGCUGCCGCGGCUCAUCCGUAAGAGCGCUGAUUAGGGACGACAAAGACGUCAUCCCACCGUCCCAGUCCCAUUUCCGCCCUCCCAAGUCCCCAACCUUCCAGUCCUCUCCAAGUCGCCUCGCCUCACUCCGCUCUGGACCUUCAAAAGCAUUCCACAUGCCUUUACCCCAACCCUACUGACUGUCCCGCAAAAAGAUGCAAGCGGAAAAGGCCCCAAGAAGCGACUCACGCCUCCCCACUGCUCCCCGACACCCGCUAAGACGCUCUCAGUCGCCCAAUCCCUAUCCAAGCGCAUGCGCCCCCGAGGUGGGCGAGUGUCGGUGAUGUCACGCACAGCGCCAUCUCCGAUAUCCGAGAGUCUGCGACAGCAACUGCCAGUGCGUCAUCAGAGCGCGCCGGAAGCGGUCCGAGAAUGAAGAGUGUGAUCUAUCAUGCAUUGUCUCAGAAAGAGGCGAAAGACUCUGAUGUCCAGCCUCCAGGAGCACAGCGGGCCGAGGCCUUCGUGAGGGCCUUCCCUGAAGCGCAAGCACACCCGGCAUGAGCCCGCAGGCCCGCCGAGGACCAGCUGCAGCGCAAAGGCGUGGUCCUGGAGUAUGUCACCCGCCACAAGCGCCAAGGAGACAGAAGAAGAGAGAAAGCCAAAGGGCCUCUCUGCCAGGCCAAAGGAGGGAGCUGCGGCUCUUUAUUUAUUAAACCAGAGCAGCAGAGGUAACUCUUUUUCCUCCCUCUCCAUGAACUCUGGGAAACAGUACUCAGGGACCUGUGCAAUGGGCUAAAGCCAGACACGCAGCCACAGAUGAUUCAGGCCAAACUGUUAAAGGCAGAUCUUCACGGGGCUAUUAUUUCAGUGACAAAAUCCAAGUGCCCCUCUUAUGUGGGUAUUACAGGAAUCCUUCUACAGGAAACAAAGCACAUUUUCAAAAUUAUCACCAAAGAAGACCGCCUGAAAGUUAUCCCCAAGCUAAACUGCGUGUUCACUGUGGAAAUCGAUGGCUUUAUUUCCUACAUUUACGGGAGCAAAUUUCAGCUUCGGUCAAGUGAACGGUCUGCGAAGAAGUUCAAAGCGAAGGGAACGAUUGACCUGUGAAUUCUUUGCCAUCUAACGCAGUUGUUUAUGACAGCUGAAAACUGGACACUCCUAAAUGCCAACCUUUCAGUGAAGAGAUGGUUAAGCCAAUUCUGCUUAUAGACCACCUCCAGCCAGUGACGUUCUGAGUUGAGGAUGCUCAACAACAUGGGAAGGUCGCGGUGUACCCAGUGAAGAAGUCAGGGGACAGAGGAAUUUCUCUUUCUAGGAGAUCUUCAUUUUGUGUGACUCCCAUGGAGAGGAGCAGACUGGCAGGAAGCACACCGGGGUUAACUCUGGUUGACUUGACUAGUAUCACUCGAUUUUAAAAAAUACUUUUCCAUGUUUUCUGAGUGCUCUAUAGUGAAUCAGCUGCCUCUGUGAUAAUACAGUCCACAUGUGGACAUAACCAGGGAUCAAAUAAAGGAGGUAUUGCUGCA
Messenger RNA from Macaca mulatta (Rhesus monkey), 1697 nucleotides. NCBI's taxonomy places the organism in Eukaryota, Metazoa, Chordata, Mammalia, Primates, Cercopithecidae. The record is from RefSeq and is a predicted model, not a curated record.